Messenger RNA from Brugia pahangi, 1233 nucleotides. The record is from the annotation of a GenBank genome assembly. NCBI's taxonomy places the organism in Eukaryota, Metazoa, Nematoda, Chromadorea, Rhabditida, Onchocercidae.
AUGGUAUGGUUUAUAAUGGAAUUUCAAUGGCAUGAUUUGAAUACACCAUUAUCAAUAUGCAUAUGGCUUUUAUCAAUUAUUUUAAUUAAAAUAUUAUCACAUUCAAGUAAACGACUUACUAUUGUACCUGAUUCUGCACUAUUAAUUCUUGUUGGUUUUGCUGCUGGUAGUAUAAUGGAUCGUUUUUGGCCACAUGAAAUUUAUUUACAUCCAGAUUUUUUUUUCCUCUAUUUAUUACCACCAAUAGCAUUGGAUGCUGGUUAUGCAUUACCUAAUCAAGCAUUUUUUGAAAAUUUUGGUACAAUUAUUUUAUAUGCUGUAGUUGGAACAAUUUGGAAUAUUUUUUCUGUCGGUUUUUUUCUCUUUAUGGCAUCACCAUUUUUUUCUGUCACAUUACCAUGGCUUGAUUUAUUCCUCUUUUCAACAUUCAUUUCGGCGGUAGAUCCGGUUGCUGUUUUAAGUGUUUUUGAAGAAAUUAAAGUUAACCGAUUACUGUACAUUUGUGUUUUUGGUGAAUCAUUACUGAAUGAUGCUGUAACAAUUGUAAUGUAUCAUGCAUUAGCUGCAAUGGUUAAAAUUGGACCAGAAAAUUUGGAAAUGGAAGAUUUUAUCAAAGCACUUAUAUCAUUCUUUCUUGUCAGUUUUGGUGGAAUACUGAUUGGAAUUGUUGGUGCUGCACUUACUGGCUUAGCUACUAAAUAUUCAAAUAAACAACAAGUAUUACAACCAUUGAUCUGUUUACUUAUACCAUAUCUUUCAUAUUUGAUAGCAGAAAGUGUUCAUUUUUCUGGUAUUCUUGCUAUUGUUCUUUGUGGUUUAAUGAUGAAACAAUACCUUGCUGGUAAUUUAUCAAAAGAAUCAUUGGUCACUACAAGUUAUUUUUUAAAAACACUUUCAACAAGCUGUGAAGCGAUAAUAUUUGUUUUCUUGGGAUUGUCAACUGUAUCAAAAAGACAUGAUUGGAAUUCAGUUUUUAUUGGAACAACAUUACUUGCAUGUUUAGUUUGUAGAUUUACUGGAACAUAUUUUCUGACAUGUUUGGCAAAUAGAGGAAGACGUCAAAAAAUAAAUUUUGUUGAUCAAUUUAUUAUGGCAUACGGUGGUUUACGUGGCGCUAUUUGUUAUGGCCUAGUGAUGACAUUAGAUAAGGAUGCUGUAUUGGCCAAGGAAAUGUUUGCAUCAACUACAAUUAUUGUUAUUUUAACUACUGUUUUCUUGCAGGUAAACAUUUAA